This is a messenger RNA of Penicillium canescens, 678 nucleotides long. Its product is annotated as ubiquitin carboxyl-terminal hydrolase. Gene Ontology annotation, molecular function: cysteine-type deubiquitinase activity. The record is from RefSeq and is a predicted model, not a curated record. Gene Ontology annotation, biological process: protein deubiquitination; ubiquitin-dependent protein catabolic process. Gene Ontology annotation, cellular component: cytoplasm. NCBI's taxonomy places the organism in Eukaryota, Fungi, Ascomycota, Eurotiomycetes, Eurotiales, Aspergillaceae. The coding region runs from base 1 to 678 and encodes 225 amino acids. The transcript has 2 exons.
AUGGAAUAUGAAAAACACUUCAUUCCUCUAGAAUCCGACCCUGCAAUCUUCACAAGUCUAAUGCACGAUUUGGGCGUUCCAAAGUCAUUCAAAUUCAUAGAUAUCUGGUCCCUUGAUGCAGACCAAUUGCAUAUCAUCCGUUCCGAAACCCAGAAUCCUAUUGAAGCGUUGGUCCUUAUUCUCCCAGACUGUCCAGCAUACACAGAGCAAACAGUCGAAUACAGCAUUCCUAAGGGAGACAUACUCUGGCUACAGCAAAAUAUCAACAAUGCCUGCGGUCUUUACGCUAUAUUACAUUGUAUUUGUAACAUUUUAGCCACUAAGGAAAUUGACUUAGGCUCUUUCAUGGACGGUUUCAUGAAGGAACCAGCAGUCAACCACGCGCGGUAUCUACAGAAUUCGCCGGAAUUAGAGACCAUCUAUCACAAAGCGGCAUUAAGUGGCUCUACAGAGCCUCCAGCUGCCGAAGAUGAAGUCAAGUAUCACUACAUAUGUCUAGUAAGGCGUUCGGGUUGUCUCUACGAGUUGGAUGGAGAUAGAGCGGGGCCAAUAUAUCGAUUCAACCUGGCAGAUGAUGAGGACAUUCUUUCAAAGAAGGGGUGUGAUGUUCUGAAAAUGUAUAUGGAUAGCUGUCCCGAGGGAAGCUUUAGCCUCCUAGCUCUGGUCAAUUCUAGCUAG